Messenger RNA from Naegleria lovaniensis, 1299 nucleotides. RefSeq lists its product as uncharacterized. The record is from RefSeq and is a predicted model, not a curated record. Bases 1 to 1299 code for a protein of 432 amino acids. The transcript has a single exon. Lineage: Eukaryota; Heterolobosea; Eutetramitea; Acrasida; Naegleriidae.
AUGUUUAGCAACAGGAGGCAUCUGUCAACGUCGUCGCUGUCAUCAUCUGGCAACACUCCACUCACACAUUCUGCCCGAGCCUCUCUCUUGGUACUCGUGAAGAGGACAUUUAUUGGAAUUGAUUUGGCAAUUCUUGUUCUACCUAGUGUGAUAUUUGCUAUAUGGUCAUCCAUUUUACUUUACAAUACGGUGAAAGUGGAUAAUGCAGUGUUGAGUAAAUUACAGAAUUAUACUUCGGAUCCGUUUAUUAUUGUGGAACCAUCGACCAAUGGGUCUGUCAGUGGCAGUACUAGUAGUUCGUCGUCAUCAUCAUCAUCGAUCUUUAUGACUUGGUCGUCAUCACCAUUUCACAGCAGUGAGUCAUCAUUCAACAAUUCCACUCACAACACUUCCAACAAUUCCUAUUACACUCCUCUCAUUUUCCAAUGUAUGGUUUUUACCAUAUUAUUUGCAUUGACACUCGCAGAUUGGAUCAAUGUACUCUUUACGAGCUUUGGAGGAGAAAUUUGUGAACGAUUGGCUCUCGAUCGAUGGAAACGAAAAAAACUCUCUGAAAAUCCAUCACUCAUCUUUUCACAGAGUCAUGAAGAACGAGUGGAAGAUGGUGCUGCCGAUGCACAAAUUCCACCCAUGAAUGAACAUUGGAUGGAUGAUGAAGAUAAAAGUGAAAUGGCACAAACCACUUGCAUUUCACAUGUUGGAUAUUUGAUUUUCAAAUGGUUCAUUGUUGGAGGAGUAAUUUUGGGAUUAUUUUCGUGGUUUACUGUGGAAUUGGUGGCCAUGAAUCAUACAUUGAGAAGUCAUGAAUUGAUAUCACGAAAUAAUUUAACAACAAUUACGAGUUCACAUGUAUUUUCAUCAUCUCAUGCUGUCAGCACCACUGCUCAUGGAAAUUCAUGGAAUGAAAUACCAUCUCAAAUGAAUUCGGUUGAAAUGGGAUCCUCACUCAAUUUGUGGUUAAAUGUUUCCAAUUCAGCUAAUUUGACUUCUAAUACGGUGGCAUGUGCCUUGUUGUUUUUAACAGAUAUUGGACCUCAACAACAGAAUGGUAAAAUUGUGCUGCAGCAAUCGAAAAUUUCCUCUCUUGGCGACUCUGUAUUUUUGUAUAUGGUCAUUCGAUGGAUGGUUUAUGGAUUGGGAUUGUUGCUCUCCAUAGUGGCAUCGAUUAUUAUUUCAGUAUUUGGAUGUUGUGUUUGUGCGGGUGAUAAGAAUUCAAGACGACGCUCAUCGAACAAGUCUGUUUCUGAUAAUGUCACUUAUCGACCAUUAGCAACUGUAUCUGAUGAUGAUGAUGAAUAG